AUGAGCAUUAUCAAGGAGGACGACGCCGUGGGCUGCUACAUGACGGUGACCCUCGUGGACGACACCAAGGUGGAGGGUACCAUCUUCACCUACAAUCCCAAGGAGGGCAUCAUAGUACUCCUGUCCCUUCGCGACGAUCAGACGAACAUGAAGCUAAUCCGCACUCCAUACAUCAAAGAGUUCAGCAUUUCACACGCUGAGGAGGGAACGCACCUGCCCCCGGCACUGGACUCCUUCAACGAACUUCCGUCCAUGCACGCCGGACGCGACAAGUCCAUCUUCAAGCACGCCAGCACGCAGCUCAAGAACGCCGAGGCGAACCGCGAAAAGCACUUCAACUCUGUCACGACCGACACACCGAUCGCCACACUCGAUGCGUACCUCAAGCUCCUGCGGCUAUACCCCUUCAUUGAGUGGAACAGCGAAGAGGGUGUCAUCCAGGUCUCUGACACCGUCAUUGUCGUAGGGGACCCCGACUGGCGGACACCCAAGGCAAUGCUGGUGGACGGUGCCCCUGAGAAGGACAGACCGCUCGUAGACCGCCUGCAGGUGGCGCUCGGAAGCGGCAAGAAGUGA
Molecule: messenger RNA, 576 nt
Organism: Leishmania mexicana MHOM/GT/2001/U1103
Lineage: Eukaryota; Euglenozoa; Kinetoplastea; Trypanosomatida; Trypanosomatidae
Product: p21 antigen protein
Exons: 1
Coding region: 1-576 (191 amino acids)
Source: RefSeq, a predicted model, not a curated record